CACUACAGCGUCGAAAACAAAAUAAUAACAUUAUUAAAAUUGUUUGCUAAAUUAACUCGCUUAAUGGCAUAAACUCUGAAAACAACAUGCAAAAAGCAAUAACGUCAUUUUUUUCAAAAGCACCUCAAAAAAAGGUUGCAGAAAACACUGUAAAUGGCAAAGACAAAUCAGAGUCAACAAAACAAGUUGAGGUAAAGCCAAAGGAAGACAAAGAACCACAAAAGAAGAAAGAUGAACCCAAAGAUAGAACUAAAAAGUCUCCAGCUGCCUCUACAAAAAAAAAGGCAUCGGAUGCAGGGAAGAAAGAAAGUCCAAAAGUUGAGAAGAAAAAGAAAGCUACUCCUGUUGAAAAUGAGAAAGAAAGCCCACCAGUAAAAAACAAGAGAAGUCCAGCAGUAAAAAAUAAGAAAGAAAGCCCACCUGUAAAAAAUAAGAAAAGUCCAGCAGUAAAAAAUAAGAAAGAAAGCCCACCAGUAAAAAAUAAGAAGGAAAGCCCCCUAGUAAAAACUGAGAAAGAUACCCCAUCAGUGAAAAAUAAGAAGGAAAGCCCCCUAGAAAAAACUGAGAAAGAUACACCAUCAGUGAAAAAUAAGAAGGAAAGCCCUCCAGUAAAAACUGAGAAGGAUAAUAGCUCCCCAUUAAAAACGCCUGUCAAGAAAACUGUAAAUUCGAUAGAACAGGACUCUCCUAUUAUAAAAAGGAAGCGAGUUAACAAAGCUAGAGUCAUUGCCAGUGAUGAUGAAGAUGAUCUCAAUGAUAGUGAAACAAACGAGAAUGAAACUGUGAGCCACUUAAAUGAAAAUAAAUCUGAAGAAGAAAGCAACUCUAAUGAGGAAAAGCUAGAUAAAACACCCUUAAAAAAGGUCACAAGCAACUGUGCAGGAACGCAAACACCGGACGAUGACUGUACUGUAACUCCUGAGAAGACACCUGGUGGCUUCUAUAAACGUAGAACAGCAAGAAAAAGCAUUAGUACACCAGCUGCAGGGAAGCGCAAGUCAGAUGUGCUGUCUCCUGACGUGGCAUCCACUGCCAGCAAGAAGCUGAAGGACAGCAGCUGGGGUUCUGACAGUGACGACAGGCCUGAAGGAGGAAAAAGUAACCAGGUUAAGUCGAAGACUGAGAUCAAACUCGCAGAACGUAAAGAGGAAAGGGUGGAGGAGGACAUGGACACAGAGGAUACAGUAGAGGAUAAAGCUGGAACUGAAACGCCUAAUAAUGAAAUUAAAUCUGAGAAAAAAAAUGGCAAAGUUGAAAAAAAAUCAUCAAUUAAAACAAAACGAAAACUGCUAGAGGAGGAUAAAGAAACAAACCAAAAAGAAAAGAAAAAAACUGUUAUCAAGGAAGAGAAGACAGCUGAUGACAAAACCAAACCUGGCAACACUCCUGUGCACAGUUUUUUUGCACCAAGAAACAAUUCUAAGGGAGACAAACCAGCUGAUACACUACCUAAGGGAGACAAACCAGCUGAUACACCAUCUAAGGGAGACAAACCAGUGGAUACAUCAACAAAGGGAGACAAACCAGUGGAUACAUCUGCAACACCACCAGGCAAGAGCAAAGGGCUGAGUCUGGAGGGCAGCAAGAAGAAUGACCCUGGAGCUGAUUAUGAUCCGUCUAAGACAAAGUAUAAUCCAGUGGAGGAUGCAUUCUGGGAACACAAAGAGAAAGUACCAUACCUGGCUCUGGCACGCACCUUGGAGCUGAUAGAGAACACUUCAGCCAGGCUAAAGAUGACAGAAAUCAUGUGCAACUUCUUCCGCUCUGUGAUUGUUCUCUCCCCUGGCGACCUGCUGCACUGUGUGUACCUGUGUCUGAACAAACUGGCCCCUGCCUACCAGGGCGUGGAGCUGGGCAUUGGGGAGACGGUGCUCAUGAAGGCCAUAGCACAAGCCACAGGCCGUAAUGUGGACAAAAUAAAAGAAGAAGCUCAAGAGAAAGGUGACCUGGGCAUUGUGGCUGAGAGUAGCCGCAGCAACCAGAAGAUGAUGUUUGCCCCACCCAAGCUGACAGUCUCUGCAGUCUUCACAAAACUCAAGGACAUUGCUUCCAUGUCUGGGAACUCAGCCAUGUCUAAAAAAAUCGAGAAGAUCAAAGGGAUGUUUGUGGCAUGUCGUCACUCUGAAGCUCGCUACCUGGUCCGCUCACUUGGUGGGAAACUUCGCAUUGGGUUGGCGGAACAGUCCGUGCUUACUGCCCUUGGUCAUGCCCUGUUUUUAACUCCCCCUACUCAAGAGUACCCUCCCCCUGUUUUAGAUGCAGGAAAAGGUCUUGGACCAGAAACAUUAAAGAAAAAGUUAGAUGAGGCAGCUUUAACUAUUAAAACAACUUAUUGUGAGCUACCCAGCUACGACGCCAUAAUUCCUAUAGUGCUGGAACAUGGCCUGGAGAAUCUGAGAGAACAUUGUAAGCUGACCCCAGGUAUCCCACUGCGGCCCAUGUUGGCUCACCCAACCAAAGGUGUCAGUGAGGUGCUCAAACGUUUUGAAAACAUGGACUUCACCUGUGAAUACAAAUAUGAUGGAGAGAGAGCGCAGAUCCAUUUCCUGGAGGACGGCAAGAUCCACAUCUACAGCCGCAACUCUGAAGACAACACGUCUAAGUACCCUGACAUCAUCAAAAGGAUGCCGAAAGUUGUUGGAGCAGACGUCAAGUCUUGUGUCCUCGACGCUGAGGCUGUGGCAUGGGACGUGGAGAAGAAACACAUUUUACCUUUCCAGGUGUUGAGUACCAGGAAGCGCAAGGAUGCUGAUGAAGCCCAGAUCAAGGUCCAGGUGUGUGUGUAUGCCUUUGAUCUGCUGUAUCUGAAUGGGGAGUCUCUAGUUGACCAGCCCUUCAGGAGGAGACGGGAGCUCCUGCACUCCUCCUUCCAGGAGGUGGAGGGGGAGUUUGUCUUCGCCAAGUCUAUGGUCACCUCAAACACGGAGGAGAUCGAAGGCUUUCUGGAGGAGUCCAUUAAAGGCAACUGUGAGGGUCUCAUGGUGAAGACUUUGGAUGUGGAUGCCACGUAUGAAAUAGCUAAACGUUCUCACAACUGGUUAAAGUUAAAGAAAGACUACUUGGAUGGUGUGGGUGACACCCUGGAUGUGGUGGUUAUUGGUGGCUACCUGGGCACAGGCAAGAGGACAGGGAAGUAUGGAGGGUUCUUAUUGGCUUGUUACAAUGAGGAGAACGAGGAGUAUCAAACAAUCUGCAAGAUUGGAACUGGGUUCACUGACGAGGACUUGGAGAAACACCACAACUUCUUCAAGGAGCAGGUCAUUGACAAGCCCAAGUCCUACUACGCCUGGGACGCAGCCCACGAGCCGGACCACUGGUUUGAACCGGUUCAAGUCUGGGAGAUCAAAGCGGCAGACUUGUCGAUAUCCCCCACUCACAAGGCUGCCAUGGGGCUGGUGGACAGCCAGAAAGGAAUCUCCCUCAGGUUCCCCAGGUUCCAGAGGAUCAGAGACGACAAGAAACCUGAGGAUGCCACCACGGCAGCACAGGUGGCUGAGAUGUACAAGAACCAGAGUCAGAUCCAGAACCAGGUCAAGGCAGGGGACGGGGAGGAUGAGGAGGAUUUUUAUUAGAUCUGUGUGUGGGGGUGGUCAGUGUGUGUGG
Molecule: messenger RNA, 3603 nt
Organism: Physella acuta
Lineage: Eukaryota; Metazoa; Mollusca; Gastropoda; Physidae
Product: DNA ligase 1
Biological process (GO): DNA repair; DNA recombination; DNA biosynthetic process
Cellular component (GO): nucleus; mitochondrion
Molecular function (GO): DNA ligase (ATP) activity; ATP binding; DNA binding
Source: RefSeq, a predicted model, not a curated record